GUAGAAGUCCUAAACAAUAGUAAACAGGAAAAUUAUAAACUACCUAUUUCCAAAAAUAAGAAUAUCCUGUCAAAUUUGAUGAUAAAUUUAGUUUAAUUCGCUAAAAAAGCGCGGGAUCUUCCGAAAGAAAAAAAAUGUUUUCAAAAGGAAAAAGAAUUCGAAUGGACGAGAUGCCACCCAUGGAAUAUGAAUCAUAUUAUAUGGGUGACAAUCCUUCUUACAAUGAGGACGAAGCUGGUCCAUCAGGCCAGAGAAUGACGAGAUUGCGAGCUCGUGGUGGAGUGCCAACAAAACCUCCCAUAAUUGACGAAGAUGAUGAAGAUAUUUUCAUGGCAAAUCGUAAAAGAAAAAUUCCAAAACCAGUAAAAGAAAAGAUUGAACGUGAACCAAAACCACCAAGAGCACCUCGUGAACCAAAACAUCAAGAGCCAGCGGAAGAACGUGUUGUCCGUGAACGAGAGAUUACAACUGAUGAAAGCAGUUUGUUUUGGAUUCUUCGUUAUUCGAAAAAUACUAUAACUUCACUUACCAAGCGAUGUCAGUAUUCAAUAAUCUACGACCAGUUCUUAAUGGACAAUGUCAUUUCGUUGUUAACUGGAUUGUCGGAUUCUCAAGUUCGUGCUUUUAGACAUACAGCAACACUUGCCGCAAUGAAAUUGAUGACAGCUUUAGUCGACGUCGCACUUCUCGUAGCAAUAAAUUUUGAUAAUGCUCAUCGUCAAUACGACGGUGAAAGAUUGAAACCAGCACAUGAUGUGUCGGAAGAUCGAAUUGAAAGUUUACUUGCUAAACGACAAGAGUUAGAAGAGAACAUGGACGAGAUUAAAAACAUGCUCACAUAUCUUUUCAAAUCGGUUUUCGUUCAUCGAUAUCGUGAUACAUUGCCAGAAAUUCGUGCAAUUUGUAUGACUGAAAUUGGAAUUUGGAUGCAGAAAUUCUCAUCAAAUUUCUUAGAUGAUUCUUAUUUGAAAUAUAUUGGAUGGACAUUUCAUGAUGAAGUUGGCGAUGUUCGAUUACGAUGUUUACAAGCAUUACUGCCAUUGUAUGAAAAUGAGGAAUUGAAAAGUAAACUCGAACUUGUCACAUCGAAAUUUAAAGAUCGAAUUGUUGCUAUGACAUUGGAUAAAGAAUAUGAAGUUGCGGUUCACGCUGUAAAGCUUGUCAUUAAAAUUCUGAAGAUACAUCAAGACAUUCUCACAGAUAAAGAUUGCGAAAUUGUCUACGAACUUGUUUAUUCAUCGCAUCGUGGUGUUGCACAAGCUGCUGUUGAAUUUUUAAACUUCUUCAUUGAAUCGGAACUUCAUGAACACGGCGCUUAUUUAGUUGAUGCUUUCAUUGAGAACAAUCCGAUGAUUAAAGAUUGGGAAUGUAUGACUGAUCUCUUACUUGAAGAAACGGGACCAAACGAAGAAGUCAUGGAUAACAAACAAGAGUCAUCAUUAAUUGAGAUCAUGGUGAGUGCAGUGAAGCAAGUCGCAUUAGGUGAACCACCAGUUGGUCGUGGAAGUAAUCGACAAAAAACUCUCUCAGCCAAAGAGAUCAAACAAGUUCAAGAUGAUAAAUCGAAGCUUACAGAACAUUUUAUUCAAACUCUGCCAUAUUUAUUGGAUAAAUAUAGCGCUGAAAACGAAAAGCUUAUCAAUUUGUUGAGCAUUCCACAGUAUUUCGACUUGGAGAUGUACACGACAUCGCGACAAGAAGCUUCACUUAAAUUACUUCUUGAUAAAAUUACUCUCAUCAUGUCAAUCAGCACAGAUCGUGAAGUGUUGGAAGCUUGCGCUAAAACACUUGAAUUUCUUUGUACCGAAGGCAGUGCAAUUUAUACACAAUGUGACGUCGCACGAUCAAACAUUAUUGACUUGAGUGUUAAUGGAUAUAAAGAAGCUAUUGAUGAUUGGAGAAAUUUGAUUGCUGGCGAGGAGACGCCUGAUGAAGAUGAAAUUCAUCAGGUUUGCAUAAGUUUAAAGAAAGUCUCGAUUCUUUAUUCUUGUCAUAAUUUAAAUCCAUGGAGUUUGUUUACUUCAUUAUUCCAAGAUAUUGAGGAAUAUUUAGCAGAUACGACACAUGAAAAGAGCAUUCCAACAGAGGCUUUGAUUUAUUGCAUUGAAUCAUGUUUCUAUUCAAUCAGUUGGGGUUUAAGUACAAUUGAAUCGUCAUUUGAAUCGUCAGCUUUGGCUUACACUGCAGAAGAAUUGCGACGGAAUUUGGAGAAGUAUAUGGACGUAAUUAAUAAACUGAUUCCAGAAGCUGACAAGAUUAGCAUCAAAGAAGCUGCUUAUCUUUCUCUUUGCGAUUUGCUUGUCAUUUUCUCAGCUAAUCUUGGCAAAAGUGCAAAUCGAUAUGUUCAAAUGAUGGAAUAUCGUCCGACUGAAAUUCAGAAGGAGCUUCUCAUAAAUUUCGUAAAAACUUAUGUUUUCUCAUUACGAUAUGAAGAAGUUCAAGAUGAGACAAGAAUUGAAGAGUUGCAUAAGAAAAGAAAUUAUUUGGCAGCUUAUUGCAAGCUUGUUGUUUACAAUAUUCUUCCGACAACAGCUGCGUGUGAAAUAUUCAAAUUUUACAUCAAGUUUUACAAUGACUAUGGUGACAUCAUUAAAGCAACACUUUCAAAGACUCGUGAAAUGAACAAAAUUAACUGUACUAUGACAAUGUGUAUGAGUCUUAAAACAUUAUUUGAAGAAAUUUUAACAUUUUCAUCACCGGAAAAAAUCUCACGAACAUCACAAGACUUUUCCGAUCUUAAAGAGUUAGCAAAACGUUUUGCUUUGUCAUUUGGCUUAGAUGCAAUUAAGAAUCGUGAAGCUGUUACUGCUUUGCAUCGUGCUGGAAUUUUAUUUGCAGCUCAACAUUGGAAUUCUGACGAUUCGACAAUUCCACCAAAUUUACUUUUCCUUGAGAUACUCAACGAGUUCACAAACAAAUUAUUGAAGCAGGAUAAGAAAGUUGUUUUAAAUUUCCUUGAUCGUCGCAUUUCUAUGGCAAACAUGCCAUCAACACAUAGCGAAGAUUGGCAGCCUCUCAUCAACUAUCGCAAUUCUUUACUUCAUGGAGAGUCCGAUCAAGUUGGUCCAAUACCUGUCAACAAAAAGGUUUACGUUCGUAAAGGCAAGAAGAAUCAAGGCGGUGAUGAAGAAAUCGACGAGAGCAUAUAAAUUCAUUUUUUGAUGUGAGGAAAAUUAAAAUUAAAAUAAAUUUUUUUCUCUUCAGAAAAAAUCUCAAGA
This is a messenger RNA of Clunio marinus, 3218 nucleotides long. The record is from the annotation of a GenBank genome assembly. Lineage: Eukaryota; Metazoa; Arthropoda; Insecta; Diptera; Chironomidae.